Messenger RNA from Diceros bicornis minor, 1574 nucleotides. It is a transcript of the gene UBALD2, whose product is annotated as UBA like domain containing 2. Gene Ontology annotation, molecular function: protein binding. The record is from RefSeq and is a predicted model, not a curated record. Lineage: Eukaryota; Metazoa; Chordata; Mammalia; Perissodactyla; Rhinocerotidae. Bases 215 to 718 code for a protein of 167 amino acids. The transcript has 3 exons.
GCGGCGGCGGCUCGCGGCCCCCGAACGUUGGGACACCGGCCCCGCCCCGCGCUGUUGUUUGUGGUGUCGGCCGGCCGCGGGAGCCCGACCACAACAGUCACCGGCGGGCGGCGGGGUGGGCACGGUCCGGAGGCCGCGGGCGGCGGCGAGCGCGAGCCGAGGGCGGCCGGCCUCCCGCGGCCCCCGAGCUCGGGAUCGCGCGCCGGCCGGAGCCAUGUCGGUGAACAUGGAUGAGCUGCGGCACCAGGUCAUGAUCAACCAGUUCGUGCUGGCCGCGGGCUGCGCGGCCGACCAGGCGAAGCAGCUGCUGCAGGCGGCCCACUGGCAGUUCGAGACCGCCCUGAGCACGUUUUUCCAAGAAACCAACAUUCCCAACAGCCACCACCACCACCAGAUGCAGAUGUGCACCCCCAGCAACACACCUGCCACACCACCCAACUUCCCCGAUGCACUGGCCAUGUUCUCCAAGCUUCGUGCCUCUGAGGGCCUGCAGAACAGCAACAGCCCCAUGACGGCCGUGGCCUGCUCACCCCCUGCAAACUUCAGCCCCUUCUGGGCCUCGUCCCCGCCCAGCCACCAGGCUGCCUGGAUCCCACCCUCCUCCCCCACGGCCCACAGCUUCCACCACCUCCACCACCCACAGCCCACGUGGCCCCCCGGAGCACAGCAGGGGGGCACCCAGCAGAAAGCCAUGGCUGCCGUGGAUGGCCAGAGAUGAGACUGGAUGCCGCCGGGCACUGGGCUGGAGCUGGGGGCAGUCCAGGGUCAUGGGGACACAGGAGGGCUGGGGUGGGGGGAGCUGGGGUAGGUGGGGGUUUCCUGAAGAUCGCACUGGAAGAUUUUAUAAAAGAAUUUUUGUGGGUUGGGGGGACAGUAAACUUCCUGAGCCACUUGGGUCCUUCAGGAGUUACUCUUCAGGCAAGUUUUUUUUCUCUUUUUAAUAUAUAACUAUAAUAUAUAUGAAUAUAUAAAUAUAACUAAUGUAUGUGAGAAUGGGGCUGGCUGACCAGGGUGUUGGGGUCAGUGGGGAAGAGGCAGAGAAUCUUCCCCUGGGGCUGGCACGCCUUCCUCCGCCUAGUCCCAGGGCAGAUGCCUGGAAGCCAGGUGUGUGAUCGUGCAGUCAUGAGGUGUCUGCUGGCUGCCUCCUUUCAAAGGUCACACCUCUGGAAUCGGGAGAAGACCACUACUGAUCCACUCCAAGUAGUGGCUGUGGGAGGGGCUCCCAGAGGUGCCUGGUGGCUGAAGGUGUGGGGGGCCUCUUUGCCAUCAUGAGGGUCUCCCUCUCAUGUUAGUGGCUGGCUCCUCAGUGACUCUGCAGCUCUUGUCGCCUCUCCUUGUGUCACCUGUCUCCAGCUGGCUGUGCAGGGCUUGUGUGGAACUAAAGAGCUGGCUUGGGUCAAAGGCCCAGGCUCUGCCUGCCCGCGGGCUGGACUCUCCACAGCCACCCUGCCUCCUGCUGUGUCCGCCCCGAGUGGAUGACAGAGUGGGGAGCUUGCCUUUGGGUUUAGUUCCCAAAUCAAUCAUCUCACCAGGGUGAAAUUUUAAUUUAAAAAUUUAAAAGAGACUUUUCUAAC